Molecule: messenger RNA, 846 nt
Organism: Emiliania huxleyi CCMP1516
Lineage: Eukaryota; Haptophyta; Isochrysidales; Noelaerhabdaceae
Exons: 3
Coding region: 1-846 (281 amino acids)
Source: RefSeq, a predicted model, not a curated record
AUGAAAUCAUGGCUCGGCUUUUGGAAUGCGUUGCAGCUACCGGGCGUGGCUAGGCGGGAGGCGGUGCGCUUCAUCGCCGUCAGCCAGUACCAGGCGGGCGCCUUCCUCAACGCCCUCCCCUCGCGCCGCGACUUUCGUAUCCCGACGUGGGCGCUGCGCAUCGCCGUCCAGCGGCGCCUCGGGCUACCACUUGACGAGGCGCUCGCGCGGGGCGCGCCGACCUGCUCGGCGCGCGGCGGCAAGGUCAUGCGGAGCGUGUGGGGCAUGCUCGUCGAGGUGGAGCCGCGGGACCACCUCGGCUACUCUAACAACUACCGGCCCGACGUCUCGGUGGCGGGCGCCGGCCGCUCGCGCUCGCGCCUCGUCGGCGACGUCAAGUUCAAGGACUCGCUCUCCUCCAACCCGGAGGACGUCGGCCAGCGAGGCGCUUUCGUCGGCCUCGGCAACACCGAGCCCGGCACGAGCGCGGACGUCUUCGGCCUCGAGCAGCGCGGCGCUGUCGGGGACGGCGACUUCAGGCCGAGCGACGGCGGCGGCUAUGUGGCGUACAAGAAGGCGGACUACGCGCACGCCCUCUCGCGCUCGGACACCGACGUGCAGAUGUACCUGUUCGAAAUUUUCGGCGGGUGGUGCAACGCGGUCAAGCGGCUGUUCUACCAGAUGAAGGACAAGGUGCGCAACAAGCUCUCGAAGCGGCAGCACGAGGACGAGGCGAGCUGGUCGACGCGGUCGUGGCUCUCGCUGCAGGCCCAGCGCAUGUCAGUCGCGCUGCAGCUCGCGGCGGCGGAAGAGAUUGCGACCGAGCUCAGGCUCGCCGCGGCGUCGGAGGACGCCGCCGUCGCCUAG